CGCGCCCUGCUGCUGGAUAGCACCUAUAGACCCGUGGGAGUGGCCAACUGGCAGCGCGCCAUCUGCCUGGACCUGAUGGACAAGGCGGAUGUGCUGGAGUACUACGAGCAGAGCGUGCGCAGCGUGCAGCUGGAGUACUUCCUGCCCGCCGUGCUGCGGGUGCGGCGCCACCGCGGCACCUCGCGCCACACGCAAGUGGUCACGCUCAACCGCGCCAACGUCAUGCUGCGGGACCGCUACUCCUGCCAGUACUGCGGCUCCAGCCGGGAGCUCACCAUCGACCACGUGGUGCCACAGAGCAAGGGAGGCGGCAACACAUGGUCCAACCUUGUGGCCUGCUGCGCCUCGUGCAACAGCAAGAAGGGCGACAAGUCCCUGGAGCAGCUGCGCUGGAAGCUGCGCCAGCAGCCCAAG
This is a messenger RNA of Chlorella variabilis, 414 nucleotides long. RefSeq lists its product as hypothetical. The transcript has 3 exons. The annotation marks the transcript as partial. NCBI's taxonomy places the organism in Eukaryota, Viridiplantae, Chlorophyta, Trebouxiophyceae, Chlorellales, Chlorellaceae. The record is from RefSeq and is a predicted model, not a curated record.